Hordeum vulgare subsp. vulgare (domesticated barley) is the source of this 1618-nucleotide messenger RNA. RefSeq names its product DNA-directed RNA polymerase subunit beta'. NCBI's taxonomy places the organism in Eukaryota, Viridiplantae, Streptophyta, Magnoliopsida, Poales, Poaceae. Gene Ontology annotation, biological process: DNA-templated transcription. Gene Ontology annotation, molecular function: DNA-directed RNA polymerase activity; DNA binding. The record is from RefSeq and is a predicted model, not a curated record.
AUGAUUGACCAAUAUAAACAUCAACAACUUCAAAUUGGACUCGUUUCCCCUCAACAAAUAAAGGCUUGGGCUAACAAAAACCUACCUAAUGGAGAAGCCGUUGGCGAAGUCACAAGGCCCUCUACUUUUCAUUAUAAAACCGAUAAACCAGAAAAAGAUGGAUUGUUUUGCGAAAGAAUCUUUGGACCCAUAAAAAGCGGGAUUUGCGGUUGUGGCAAUUCUCGAGCGAGCGGAGCUGAAAACGAAGACGAAAGAUUUUGCCAAAAAUGCGGGGUAGAAUUUGUGGAUUCUCGGAUACGAAGAUAUCAAAUGGGAUACAUCAAACUCGCAUGUCCCGUGACUCAUGUGUGGUAUUUGAAAGGUCUUCCUAGUUAUAUCGCGAAUCUUUUAGAUAAACCUCUUAAGAAGUUGGAGGGCCUAGUAUACGGCGAUUUCUCUUUUGCUAGGCCCAGCACUAAAAAACCCACUUUUUUACGAUUACGAGGUUUAUUCGAAGAGGAAAUUGCAUCCUGUAACCACAGCAUUUCUCCCUUUUUUUCUACCCCAGGCUUUGCAACAUUUCGAAAUCGGGAAAUUGCGACAGGAGCAGGUGCUAUUAGAGAACAAUUAGCAGAUUUGGAUUUGCGAAUUAUUAUAGAGAAUUCUUUGGUCGAAUGGAAGGAAUUAGAAGACGAGGGGUAUAGUGGAGAUGAGUGGGAAGAUAGAAAAAGACGAAUAAGAAAAGUUUUUUUGAUUAGACGCAUGCAAUUGGCGAAACAUUUUAUUCAAACAAAUGUAGAACCAGAAUGGAUGGUUUUGUGCUUAUUACCGGUUCUUCCUCCCGAAUUGAGACCUAUUGUUUAUAGGUCUGGAGAUAAAGUAGUGACUUCAGACAUUAAUGAACUUUAUAAGAGAGUUAUCCGUCGGAACAACAAUCUUGCCUAUCUAUUAAAAAGAAGUGAAUUAGCGCCAGCAGAUUUAGUAAUGUGCCAGGAAAAAUUGGUACAAGAAGCCGUGGAUACACUUCUUGAUAGUGGGUCCCGCGGGCAACCGACGAGGGAUGGUCACAAUAAAGUAUACAAAUCACUUUCAGAUGUAAUUGAAGGUAAAGAGGGAAGGUUUCGCGAGACUCUGCUUGGGAAACGGGUCGAUUACUCGGGGCGUUCUGUCAUUGUUGUGGGUCCUUCGCUUUCAUUACAUCAAUGUGGAUUACCUCUAGAGAUAGCAAUAAAGCUUUUUCAGCUAUUUGUAAUUCGCGAUUUAAUCACGAAACGCGCCACUUCUAAUGUCAGGAUUGCUAAAAGGAAAAUUUGGGAAAAGGAACCCAUUGUAUGGGAAAUACUUCAAGAAGUUAUGCGGGGACAUCCUGUACUGUUAAAUAGAGCACCUACUCUGCAUAGAUUAGGCAUACAGGCCUUUCAACCCACUUUAGUAGAGGGGCGUACUAUUUCUUUACACCCAUUAGUGUGUAAGGGUUUCAAUGCAGACUUUGAUGGAGAUCAAAUGGCUGUUCAUCUACCUUUAUCCUUGGAAGCUCAGGCGGAAGCCCGUUUACUUAUGUUUUCUCAUAUGAAUCUCUUAUCUCCUGCUAUUGGGGAUCCUAUUUGCGUACCAACCCAAGACAUGCUUAUCGGGCUUU